This is a messenger RNA of Paramuricea clavata, 1842 nucleotides long. The record is from the annotation of a GenBank genome assembly. Lineage: Eukaryota; Metazoa; Cnidaria; Anthozoa; Malacalcyonacea; Plexauridae.
AGACCUUUGAAACGAAUUCAACUGAAUUUCACUUCACUGCAUAAAUUGUUUUUCGUGUAUCUAUCAAUUCGUCUUUUUGUGGAUGGCGCGGAGGAAUAUAUAAUACAACCAACUGCUUGGUAUUACAUGGAGUAUCUUGGGGAGUCAAAAGCGUUCCUUGGUUUAACUCUAGCUGCCUUUUCCACUGCAACCUGUAUCUUCGCGCCUUUGUUUGGGAUUUUAGAGGUGAAGUCUCACGAUUUGAAGGCAAUCAUUGUCAUAUCCGCUUCAGCUAAGUUAUUUGGUAAUCUGCUUUAUUCAAUUCCUUUCAACGGAUACUUUCCUUUGUUUGGAAGAUUCAUAAGUGGAAUUGGUGAAAGUACAAUAGGCGUUCUUUACGGAGCCGUGAUAAAAUGUACCACCAACAAAAAUCGUGCCAAAGCUUUUCUAUAUUUUGAAGGUCUCUAUACUGUUGGUGCAAUGUUCGGCCCUUCUAUUGGUAGUGUUAUCGUAUUCAACGUGAACAUAUUUGGUUGGGAAAUCAACGCAGGGAAUUCACCAGGGGUAUUACUGGUCACCGUUUGGGUAUUUCUGCUUAUGCUAGCAGUGUUCUUGCCAUCUGAUCUAGCAGAAAACUCACAGGCUGAGGAGAUUCAGCAGGACCCAGAUAGUGACAAAAAUAGUGGUGACGAGAUUAUUGAAGAAGAAAGUAGUAUCAGUUGUACCCCCUCGACUGUCGGUUGUUUAUAUUAUCUAGCCUUUCUAACUGUGGUUUGCUACAGUGUGAUUUCAUUUUAUACUCCAUUGCUAGCCGUAUAUCAUCUUGGACUGAAACUCAUUCACGUGAAAUUAAUUUACGUCAACAGUUCAUUGGCUGUCUUCAUUUUAUACAUUGCUACCUAUCUCAUCUUGCACAAGAUCUCCGAAAAGAAGUGUUUUUUUGUUGCGUUCGUUUCUGCGAUCGUCCCAAUAUCAAUCACAUUCUAUUUUGCCCUCAUGUGGAACAAUGCGAUUACCGCUAAUGCAGCUUAUCUUCUCCUUAUUUCCAUGAUUAUUAUGAGUGUAAAGUUUAUGAACUUCGCCUUAGCGUGUUCAUUGUUGUCAAAAAUAACACCAUCGAACAGAGCCGCAUUUUAUCAAAGUCUUAUUUUUACUUCAAACAAUAUAGGCAUGAUUGUUGCACGUGUAAUAGCUGGUGCAACAUUUGACAAAAUACCUAUGAUUUGCAGUUGUCUUGGCCUGGUAACUGUCUGGGUAUUUGGAGUUAUAUGGAUGGCUUUUGAAUAUAAGAACCUACCUCCAAAAGCUUCAAUUGAUAAAUAAAUCUUUGAUGAACUUUUACCAGUCUAUUCCUGAUACACGCGAUCGGCUAUUAUCACCAUGCAGUAGUGCUUUACAAAUAGUCGAACAGGGUGAAACAAUUCGGUAAUAUGUUUUCUGUAUAGUAAUAAUAUAAGUAUAUAUUUAAUAUUGCAAUAAUAAGUAUACGUGCAGGUAUUUCCCCGAACCAAAACUUCUAUGUUACAUACAUUCUAUGUUAUUGGCCUAAAAAGUGCAACACUAAAUAAUAUAAAUAAUGAUUCAACAAUAUCGUUAACUAUACGAAUAAUAUUGCUGAAGAAUUAGAAUGAAUUGGACAUAAUGUGCUCAUCAGGGGUAAUAUAAAGAUGAUAUGUAGCUCCUCUAAACAGGUGGAGGAAUUGUCCUCGCUGACCAAAUUUAUCGCGCGCGCUUUCUUCUUAUUGCCCUGGUUCCAGAGACUCUUUGCGAGAGGAAGAGCCUCUGGUCACAUCGGUUGCAAGUCCCACUUCCACACUUGAUUAGGUUCAGAAUUUGAAUCUUGCAUUUGAUUGGCCAUUUGUA